AUGAGUGGUCGAGGAAAGGGAGGCAAAGGACUCGGUAAAGGAGGCGCCAAGCGUCACCGCAAAGUUCUCCGUGAUAACAUCCAGGGAAUCACCAAGCCCGCUAUCCGCCGUCUGGCUCGCCGCGGUGGUGUGAAACGUAUCUCCGGUCUGAUCUACGAGGAGACCCGCGGUGUGCUCAAGGUUUUCCUGGAGAAUGUCAUCCGUGAUGCCGUCACCUACACCGAGCACGCCAAGAGGAAGACCGUCACCGCCAUGGAUGUGGUGUAUGCUCUGAAGAGACAGGGCCGCACUCUACACACCCAAUUACAUGUACGGUCAGGCAAAGCGAUAAUGGCAAGAACCAAGCAGACCGCUCGUAAGUCUACCGGAGGCAAAGCCCCGAGGAAGCAGCUGGCCACCAAGGCAGCACGUAAGAGCGCCCCUGCUACCGGCGGCGUCAAGAAGCCUCACCGUUACAGGCCCGGUACCGUGGCUCUGAGAGAGAUCCGUCGCUACCAGAAAUCCACCGAGCUGCUCAUCCGCAAGCUGCCCUUCCAGCGCCUGGUCCGAGAGAUCGCUCAGGAUUUCAAGACCGACCUGCGCUUCCAGAGCUCCGCCGUCAUGGCUCUGCAGGAGGCUAGCGAGGCUUACCUGGUCGGCCUCUUCGAGGACACCAACCUCAUCCAGAUAGCAACCAUGAGUGGUAGAGGAAAGGGAGGCAAAGGACUCGGUAAAGGAGGCGCCAAGCGUCACCGCAAAGUUCUGCGUGAUAACAUCCAGGGAAUCACCAAGCCCGCCAUACGCCGUCUGGCUCGCCGCGGUGGCGUGAAGCGUAUCUCCGGUCUGAUAUACGAGGAGACCCGCGGUGUGCUCAAGGUUUUCCUGGAGAAUGUCAUCCGUGAUGCCGUCACCUACACCGAGCACGCCAAGAGAAAGACCGUCACCGCCAUGGAUGUGGUGUAUGCUCUGAAGAGACAGGGCCGCACUCUGUACGGCUUCGGCGGUUAA
This is a messenger RNA of Chelmon rostratus (copperband butterflyfish), 987 nucleotides long. RefSeq lists its product as uncharacterized. NCBI's taxonomy places the organism in Eukaryota, Metazoa, Chordata, Actinopteri, Chaetodontiformes, Chaetodontidae. The transcript has 5 exons. Gene Ontology annotation, molecular function: protein heterodimerization activity; structural constituent of chromatin; DNA binding. Gene Ontology annotation, biological process: nucleosome assembly. Bases 1 to 987 code for a protein of 328 amino acids. The record is from RefSeq and is a predicted model, not a curated record. Gene Ontology annotation, cellular component: nucleosome.